CUCGCGUUUACACAAGACUUGCAUUGCUCGCCGACCUGUGGGGGAGUGUCCAAGAAGCGCUCACUAAAGCACUCUCUUUCCCUUUUCUUUUGAAGCACAGUUUCUCUUCGAGAUUUGCGAGCAGCCACCUAACCAGGGUGAUGGCUUCCCGAUCCAUUCGAACGUCUCGGACCCGUGUCUGCUGCUGCAUUUUCUUCGUGUUGCUCUGCAUUAUCGUGCUCAUUGUGCUUGGGUUGCUACUAAGCGGAGGCUCAGAUUGUAAGGACGGCUUCAGGCACGCGGCGGUGGCCGCUGACACGGCGACAUGCUCCGAAGUGGGCAAAUCCAUGCUGCAAAAUGGCGGCUCAGCAGUAGAUAGUGCCAUUGCUGCACUGUUGUGCACCUCAUUACUGAACCCACAGAGCAUGGGUAUAGGAGGAGGAGUCAUUUUCAACAUAUAUGAAGCUUCAGGCAAAGUCACCAUAAUUAAUGCCCGUGAAACAGUGCCACAAAACACACCAGAGUUCUUGAGAAACUGCACAGAACGUCUAAAUACAGGAUCUUUGUGGAUUGGUGUCCCAGGAGAAAUCAGAGGAUAUGAAGAAGCACACAAAAGGUUUGGGAAACUUCCCUGGAAAACACUGUUUCAGCCCUCGAUUAAACUAGCAAGGGAAGGAUUCCCAGUCCCCAGAAUGCUGAGUGCAUUUCUUUCAAAACUGCAUAAAUUUUUGGGCCAAUCAAAUUUACGUGAACUGUUUUUCAAGUCUGGGAUGAUAUUGAAAGAAGAAGAUACACUCAGAUUUCCAACGUUAGCAGAUACUUUGGAAAUAAUUGCCGAAAAGGGAGCCAAUGCUUUCUAUGAAGGCCAGCUGGCAGAGGAUUUGGUUAAUGAUAUCAAAGAACUUGGAGGAUAUUUGACAACAGAAGAUCUGAAAAACUUCAAAGUGAGAGUAGAACAGCCACUGCAAUUAAAUAUUGGAGACAACAAACUUUAUGUUCCUCCUCCACCAAUAGGGGGAGCCCUUCUUGGGUUUAUACUUAAUAUCAUGAAAGGAUAUCAACUAAAUCCUGACUCUGUAAGGAAAAAUAAUGCAUUGACUACCUAUCAUAGAUUCAUUGAAGCACUUAAGAUGGCAAAUGGACAGAAACUGAAGAUAAAAGACCCAAAAUUCAGUAACAGAACGCAAAAUGAUGCUGCUGUGCUAAUAUCUGACAAGUUUGCAGAUUUUGCACGUUCCCAGAUACAGGACAACCAAACUCAUCCAUUUCCCUAUUAUGGAGUAUCGCCGUCCUUUGACAGCACAGGGACCACACACAUAUCAGUCAUUGACAAGGAUGGAAACAGUGUAUCAGUGACAAGCACCAUCAACAGUGUUUUUGGUGCCAUUAUGUACUCUAGAAGGACAGGCAUUAUCCUGAAUAAUCAAUUGGCAGACUUCUGUGGAAGAGCAACUCAUGUUUCUCCUGGAGAGCAGCCUCCUUCUUCAAUGACACCAGCUAUUCUUGUUUCAAGCAGUAACAGACCUACACUAGUAAUUGGUGGUUCUGGAGGGAGUAUGAUAACAGGAGCAACAGCUCUGGCUAUGGUCAAUUAUUUCUGGUUAGGACGUGAUUUAAAAGAAGCAAUAAAGGAUCGUGUGGUGCAUGUAAAUUCAAAAAAUGAAGUACAGUUUGAAAAGGACUUUGACCCGGUGUUAAAACAAGAACUGAUUUCCAUUGGUCACAAUGUUACAGAGAACCCAUAUUUUUUUAACGUGGUGAAUGCAAUAUCAAACAAUGGAAAAUGUUUCAGGGCAGUGUCAGAUCAGCGAAAGAAUGGACAACCUGCUGGAUAUUAACCUCAGAGUUCUUGAGAUCAAAAAGACCAUAUAACUGAGGCAACUUAGGGGCCAAGAACACUGGCAAUGGAUAGUUUUUUGGAUGUACUGUAAAGGAACAGCACACUGGACACAGAUGAAUACUUACUUUUUAAAAUGUUUAAAACAUAUGUGAACUCUUUUUGGGCAUUACUUUCUUGCAUGCAAACCACCAGCUGCGGUCUGCAUUGUGAUUGAACUGAAUGUCAGCAUCGCUGAAAACCAUCCACACAAUGACACUCAAGAUUAGACAUUCCAUGCAACCUUUGGGAGCUUUGUGUCUGGAAGCUGUCGGCUGUACAGACAGAUCUGACUAGAACAUUAACAGAGGACCAUUUUUUUAGCUCACUAUGCUACCUUCUUUUUUUUUUUUAAACCAAUGGCAGUUGACAAGCACACUGCCUCAUAUCAUUUUCAGAGAAGGGUUGUUAAUAAAACACAGGAAUAUGGAAAGAAAGCAAUGAAGUUUUAACCAAAGCUAAGCAAAUUUCACCUUAUACACUACAAUGGCAGAGCCUUGCCUCCAAGGUCUGGAUUUUUGUAAUGUGUGUCACUAUUGCCUUUUUUAUUGCUUUACAUUUGCUAUUUGAGCUUAUAAGGAACUUUAUAAACAAAAAAAGUAUGAAAAUAAUGAACAAAAAUGGAAAAAAAAAACUUACAUCAUUCAUUUUUUGUGUUACGUUAAAAAAAUGUUUUCCAUGCUUUUCAGCUUAUGAAAGGAAACAGGUAAGGAAUUACCAACCUGCAGUAAAAUGGUGCUAGUCAUAGAGAUAUUAAAGCAUAAGUUCAGUAUUUUUCACAUCAAAGUUAUUUCCUCACAAUCAUGGUAUACAUUAAUUUGCCACAUUAAAUUCAUGAAAUUGUGUUCUAAAGCACUCUUAUAAAUUAAAACAAAUAGGCAUCCUGUUCUUACACUUUAAAAAUAGAAGUCAUAGGGUAAGUGUCCAAACAUGAAAACAAGUUGAAGCAGUAAAGUUUUGAUUUAAGAAAAUAUGCUUUUUGCAUUUCUGAUAACAAGAGGAAACAUGCAAUAAUUAGUCUGUCACCAAAUCUGGGAAUUAUUUUUCUUUAAGUAAGAAUACAUUUCCUUUCCACUUUUCUGCUCAUAGCCUCUGUUGUUGGUAGAAUUAUGACAACUCGGCCAGACCCCAACACCAACAUAUAUUUUGUUUAUAACACUGCUUUUGCCUCUGCAGUUCAAUUUUUUCAAUAGUUAUGUUCUUCCAUGUUUUGUAAUAACAGACAAAUGCAUGCUUACAUCAUACGAUUAUUAUUUCCUAAGCAGUGCUUACUUUUCUCCCAUUACAUUCUGUGUUGAUAUUUUGCAUAACCCACAGAGAGAGAAGGAGAACCUAACAGUUUCAUUGUACUUUGUACAAAUAACAAUCAAACAACUAUAAAUACAUGGGGAGAAAAUGCAAAACUUUUGCACACCAUGGCACUGUGAGGCAGGAAUGAGAGCUCUGCACUAGUACCUGCAAAAAGUGUCAUAAAAGGUGCUCCGUGAGCAGCAGCAGUGGCAGCACUGAGGGCCUGGAGGGCAAAGGCAUAUACAGAAGACACAGCAGUAUUAUUAGUCAUACCACACAUGACAGAAUGCCAGUACAAUCUGCAUGUUUAGUAGUGAAAAGCCAAGCAAAAUGACACUUUUUAUUCGCUAACUAAA
Messenger RNA from Polypterus senegalus (gray bichir), 3501 nucleotides. RefSeq names its product glutathione hydrolase 5 proenzyme-like. Gene Ontology annotation, cellular component: plasma membrane. Bases 141 to 1817 code for a protein of 558 amino acids. Gene Ontology annotation, molecular function: glutathione gamma-glutamate hydrolase; leukotriene-C(4) hydrolase activity. The record is from RefSeq and is a predicted model, not a curated record. NCBI's taxonomy places the organism in Eukaryota, Metazoa, Chordata, Cladistia, Polypteriformes, Polypteridae. The transcript is spliced from 12 exons. Gene Ontology annotation, biological process: glutathione catabolic process; inflammatory response; leukotriene D4 biosynthetic process.